AUGACGCUACUUACAAGUCUAUACCAGCUUCAGUCGAAAAGAAUGCUUUCUUCCAUAUCUUCUUUCUCUGCUCUUUCUGUAUUGCGUCCGCAAAGCAGCAUGCUUUUAAACAGUCCACCAAUGAAAACUAUGUCCCUUACUGCAUUGGGAUUUGGUUUCAUCGGUCAACGGAGGUGGAAGUCUAGAGGUAACACCUAUCAGCCCAGUACAUUGAAGAGGAAAAGAACGUUUGGAUUUUUGGCGAGGGCAAAGAGCAAACAAGGCUCAAAAAUACUGAAAAGAAGAAAACUCAAGGGUAGGUGGUUUCUGUCUCAUUGA
Messenger RNA from Saccharomyces kudriavzevii IFO 1802, 318 nucleotides. It is a transcript of the gene MRX14, whose product is annotated as mitochondrial 54S ribosomal protein bL34m. Gene Ontology annotation, molecular function: structural constituent of ribosome. The coding region runs from base 1 to 318 and encodes 105 amino acids. NCBI's taxonomy places the organism in Eukaryota, Fungi, Ascomycota, Saccharomycetes, Saccharomycetales, Saccharomycetaceae. Gene Ontology annotation, cellular component: mitochondrial large ribosomal subunit; ribosome. The record is from RefSeq and is a predicted model, not a curated record. Gene Ontology annotation, biological process: translation. The transcript has a single exon.